Molecule: messenger RNA, 2565 nt
Organism: Musa acuminata subsp. malaccensis (wild Malaysian banana)
Lineage: Eukaryota; Viridiplantae; Streptophyta; Magnoliopsida; Zingiberales; Musaceae
Biological process (GO): cortical microtubule organization
Cellular component (GO): cortical microtubule
Source: RefSeq, a predicted model, not a curated record
GUAAAAUACACGAACGUUGAGGGCCUGUUCAUGUAAUUUACGCAGGGAGAUUAAAUGUGCCGCCUCCCCCGAGUUUGGAAAAGGCACCGUUAGCUUUCCUUAUCGGCCAUCCGACGACGGCGACGCUAAGCAAGCAACCGCCUGUGUGUUUGAGUCACUCUUGCCCUCUCUCCUCCUCCUCUCGUUGCUUCGCUCCCAUUUCGCAGAUCCGAACGCCUCCGAAGUCGCCUGCCGUCCUCUUGCUGAGGAAACCCCAAAUCCGACGGCGAUCACCGUUGCACGGGCGCAGACGUGAGUUACGUUUUCGCGCUGCCUCUCUUUUUCUGCUCUUCUUUUCGCAUCCUUCCGUUGCUCCGUCGCCAUUCCGCCCGUUUCCUAGCUCGGUGGCGCGAUCUGCCCCCUUCUCCUUUCACUCACAUCGAUGGAGCUUCGAUGGAGAGAGUAGUUCGGAAAAGCUGGGGCCUCGGAGUGGGGUGUAGGGACUCGAGAUUUGGCUUGGGGAGAGGUUUGGUGGCAGAGAAACAUGAAUCGGAGCCUUAGGGCAGCGGUGGCGCCGUCUCCCGGGCGGACUAUGACAAAACAGGCGGACGAGGAGCUCGCCCUAUUUCUCGAGAUGCGGAAGCUGGAGAAGGAGCAAAACAACCUUCUUCUUCACAGCACCGCUGAACUCGAUCCCCCGUUGGGGUCUAAACCUGGGACCGCUCCUAUAUUCAAGAUCGCCUCAUCGGCGCCGGCACGCGAGGCCGGGAUUGGUGACUUCCUAAAUUCCGACAGUGAAAAAAAUGACUAUGACUGGCUUCUUACACCACCGGGUACUCCACUCUUUCCAUCUCUGGAUACCGAAUCAAAAAGAUCCCCUGUAAGUAGCACCGGGACUCCAAAAAAUCGUUCUACAUUGCAAAAAUCCAGGUUAGCAAAUGCUCCAGAUCCUUCAAGGAAUGCAGCAUCAAGGCAGCCAACAACAUCAUCUGGUCUUAAUUCGUCUACUGUGGGAACUCGCAGACCGUCAUCAUCUGGUGGUCCUACUCAUAGUGCAUCUAGACCUGUAACUCCAAAUGGACGCCCUACAUUAACUGCAGCUUCAAAACCUACCAGAGCUUCCACUCCCACUUCACGAAAUGCUUUACCUUCAAAGUCAUGUGCUCCUCCACCACGAUCAUCAACACCUGUUAGAUAUUCUACACAAACAUCUAGGUCAUCUGUACCUGCAGCGAGCAAGACUGCAUCAAGGUCAGCUACUCCUACAAGACGACCUUCUGCCAUAUCUGCUGUUCCUUCCAGCUCUGCUCCAUCAAGUCGAUCAUCUUCUGUCGCAAGGUCAGGUUCAACAGUAUCUAAAGGUUCAACACCAUGUGGAAGCUCUUCAGCCAUAAAACCUAGAUCACUGAAACCCUCAUGUACCCCUGGUUCUUCUCAUGAUGCACCCUCAAACUCACACACAUCAUUGCCUGAGAGGCCCUCGGCUUCUCGAGGUAGACCUGGAGCACCCAACAUUCGAUCAUCUUCUGUUGAGCCUGGACCAAAUGUCCGACCAAGGCGGCAGUCUUGUUCUCCAUCCAGAGGGCGUGUUCCAAAUGGUAAUGUUCAUAAAGGCAGUUCUGUUCCACCAUCAAGCAGACCACAUGCAAAUGCCAAUGACAACAUGAACCCUGUUCUAAUUGGAAAUAAGAUGGUUGAACGGAUAGUGAACAUGAGAAGACUUGUGCCUCCAAAGCAAGAUGACCAACGAUCAAGCCAUAAUAACCUCUCUGGCAAGUCUUCUCUCACACCAGAUAGCACUGGCUUUGGGAGGACACUGUCAAAGAAAUCGCUGGAUAUGGCAUUGAGGCAUAUGAUAUAUUUGCAAACGCAGGAUAUAAGGCGGAGUGUUCCCAACAGUUCGAGACCAUCCAUGACAAAUGUUCCAGCUUUAUCUGUGUAUGUGAGGUCAGGACCCACAAGAAGCAGAACAGUUGGUGUCUCUGACUCUCCUCUUGCCACAAGCAGCACGGCAAGUUCCGAACAUAGUGUCAAUAACAACACGAUCUGUCUUGAUGGGAAUGAAAUCGAAGAUGAUCUUACUAGUGAGAAAGGAGGCAGGUGCUCGCCUGCUGUUUUCAUUGCCAGAUGACCACCACAUGGAAGAGUUACAUUCUUGCUAUUGAACACAUUAGUUUUCCUAUGAUUUGUCAUCAUGGUAAAGGCCUCUUUUCGAUGUGACCUGAUGAUAUAUUUACUUCAUCUUUGAUCUUGUUGGUGGUAUUUAGGUUUCUAAUGUCAAAAAUACCAGGCCCUCCUGUAUGUGUAGAGGUAAUUGCUCAACAUUUGGCUUGCAGCUCUUUUGAUAAGUUAUAUUAUAGAUUUCCAAGCCUACCACAUUUCAAUGCUCCUUUAGCAGACUUCCAACAUUUUAGUGUGUAGAAUUGCUACCUUGCACAGCUUUUCUCGUGUAUUUUUGGAAGAGCUGGGCAGGGAAGUCUUUGUAUUAACUAGGCUUUUCUUCUUGGGGUUUGCAUCUAUUAUCUUUUGGUAGACGAUAAAGUAGAUGAAUUUUUCCAAACUGACCUCGAAGGGGCACUUGGAUGG